AUGGAAUCUCUCGUGACGGUCAUUGUUUUCGCGACGGUCAUUGCUUUCAUCUGCAACCUAGGACGCAGAACCGACGUUACCGGCAAACCAUCCGCCCUCGACAGCCCGGAUUCCUUCGGCAUCAUGGCGCAGAACAAGAGCGGUUCGCCGCCGGCCCAGAGCUUCCCCAGCACCAAGCCGGCCAUGCUGUUCAAGACCGGGUUCAACGAGAAGUUCAUGUGUGGGGAUAUCUACUCCGGAUCCACCCUCGUCGCCGUGCCUCUGGUGGGCGGCACCCUCGAGUCGGUCGGCGACUUCGAGCCCAAGUUCAAGUUCACCGUCAACAGCGGGGCCGACUGGUUCCAGAUCGACGCCGACAAGCAGCACGGGCGGCUGGGCAUCAAGGCGGUGGCCACGGACGACCAGGGCGCGUCGGUCUGCAUCAUCACCGAGGGCGUCAUGGCCAUGAACGAAGUGACCAUGCCGCUCGCGUUCGGCAGUCCCGACGCCAAAACGUCGCCGUUCGGCUUCGGAGUCGAGACUUUCAAGAUCGAGGCCGGCGACCCCAAGUAUAAGCCGCUGGAGAACAUGGUCUUUGUGGGGAGCCAGAGGUUCCUGCAGCCCGAGGGCGGCUUGGUUGGCGUCGAAGCGCGUAUUUCCCAGAUCGUUUCCGGCGAGGGCAUGGAAUAA
This is a messenger RNA of Anthostomella pinea, 669 nucleotides long. Lineage: Eukaryota; Fungi; Ascomycota; Sordariomycetes; Xylariales; Xylariaceae. The record is from the annotation of a GenBank genome assembly.